UGAUUAGUUUUAUGUAUGUAAUUGAUUAUUUUGACUAUUUCUAGUUAGUAUCAUUUGUUACAGGGUGAAGUCAGUGAUUGUUUCAUAACUUAAAUUCUAUUGUUGACAUAUAAUCAAGCAUAAAUUCUGUAAUAACUGUAAACAUUUGGAAGACAAAGUACUAGUAAUCUUAAAGUAUCUCUUUAGCUCUAUUCAAAAACAUGUUAGCCAAACCAGCCCUUAACUCCAGAGUAAUUAGCAGUUUUGUCAAGAGUAUAGUUUGUGUAAUUAUAUUUGUUAAUUUCAUGAUUUAAACAAAUAACUCAGCCUAAACCCUUGCAGUAGAAGAAACUGCUAAAAAUACAGAAUUUUUCGAUGUAUUCAGUUAAUUUAAUGAGUUAAGUUUAAAUUGUAAUUUCUGUAAAUUUGACUUUAAACAAUGUGUAGUUUCAGCUCUUAUUAUUGUGAUGAUUUUUGGUCAUGGGACAGUCAGUCCACAGCCAAGUUUCAGAUGAGUAACCUGUUCAGGUUAGAACAACAACAAUGCUUCAGUUUAACUGUGAAAUAAGUGUUAAAUAAUUAGGCCAUGUGUAAAAACCAAUGUCAGUGACUGCUCCAUACAUACCUGAUUAUUUUUCAAGAACUGUGGACUUUGUGGUUAUGUUUUUACUGCUCGUAGAUGUUCAACAGUAAACUAUUGUAGCAGUACGUGGAGUUUCACCUGCAAACUAUUAAUAAAGCUUAUCACAAGUUAAACAGUAGUGCAGUGGCCAUAUAACUAUGUAAUAUGGGGGUUGUGAACAGUGAAAUUAAAGUACUGAAAAAUGUAACUGUCCAUCUGUCAGCGGCAUCAUUUAGUCAGUGUCAGAAUUCACAAACCCCUUUUUCAGCCUGUGUAGCAAUGCAGAACAACAACACCGAGGACACUCAACAAACAAAAGAAAUAAUAGCAGGAGGAACUGCCACAAACCAAGUGAACAUGCUGCCCAGUAUGAUGUGCUCCACUUCAAUGACUGUUUCAUUGACUGCACCAUCUGAAUUCUUCUACCAACACAAGUUUUUCUCAAUCGCACAGGAAAAUGAGCGUGAAAAGGUUGCCCAGAAGCUCUGGGACAAAGAACGUCUUUCUUAUGAAAAUCAGGCUGCAGCAAUCAUUGUUGGUGCAGCUUCUGCAGGAAAGACAUUGGGGAUUCUUGUCACUGAGCUCCUCACAGUAAAGAUAGUGAAGAAGGUAGUGCUGUGGGAAGAAGAUGAAGACAAAAGAUUGCUUCUGGAGAGAGAAAUGGAAGAAAACUGGCACUUAGGCCCAGUAGUGGUGCUAGACUCAUUACAGGGUGCUUUGUUCACUGCCUGUCUUGUAAUUGUAUUACAGUUCCCAGACACAAGGAAGCAUACAGAAGGUCGGCAUCCCAGCACUAGAUUUAAUCUUAAGCUAUGCAAGUGUGCUAAGGCAGCUUUGUGGCUGGCAGAAAAACUCAGAGCAGGAAACAAUCUUCCCUCCGAAUGUCGAUUUGUAGUGGCUACAGGAUCACUAGCAUGCUUCUCUGUAGCUGUUCUCGCAGACGCUCUAUCUGAUCGGCUGAACCCUCGGUCAAUAGUGGCAGUGACAUCAGAUCCGGAACUGUUGCCCCAGGUGUCCUCUACCAGGUGGUCCCUGCAGCCUUCUGUCUGGGGGUGGCCAGGAGUGGCACACAUGGUGGAUGCCUCAGGGGCAAAAGUUGGUGUGGCCUGGUUGGAACCGGCACGGCGUGCUCUGAGAAAAAUACCACAUUCUUCACUGCCCCAGGGAAAGUGGCAUGCAGAGAUAAGGCUAUUGAGAUGUGUGCCGGAGAUACAGCAACUGACUGUAGUGCCAGACCAGAACAACAAUAAGAAGUCAAAGGCACACCAUCAUCUGUCUCUGGCUGCAAUUAGAGCGAUAAUGAAUGUUGUACAUCUGUGGCUUGCUGAUUUUGGAUUUCCUCCAGAGGAAAUUAUAUCUCUUGGUAUCUUUUCUGAUGGUACACACAACCUGCCAAAAGGCUUGGUAUUCUCACAACCAGCAAUGCUUGAUUGCAACGGAUUCUGGUCACCAUGUGAGACAGUGCUUCCACCUUCAGAAGGUCCUGUGCACCUUCCAGACAUACUGCCAAUUCCCUUGAGGGCAACUGCUUCCUUUGGACUUGGCAAGUGUAUGCGAGCUAUCUGGACUCUGCCUAUGAGUGAAAGAGAAAGUGAGCAGGAGAAAGAUAAGGCUGCAGUGGAACAUAUAUCAAAGGAAGAGGAGAAAAUAAAAGAAUGGUUAGAAAUGUACACACUAUUGGACGAAUACGAAAAGAAAAUAUCAGCUGAGAUAGAGCGAAAGGCUAUUUCUACUGAAGCCAAGUACCGAUGGCUUUCACUGUCGGAGAGGCUACCAGAAGACAAGGUGACAGAGGAUGAAUACACCAGUGUAGCUAUUGGAUCAGAUAACAGUCUAUUUAAUGCUGGAGAAGUAUCAGAUGUGCACGUGGGGAAAUCAGUGGAAUUUAUGGAAGAUGUAGAUUAACUUUAAUUGUUUUUUAUGUAUUUUAAUCUAAUUUAUUCUGCUUAUAACUUCCUUAAGUUGUUAAUGUAUUUAUUUAGCACAAAAAUAAAAUAGAAAUUGUCAUCUUACUAACCUAAUACAAAUACAGACAUUUUACAUAA
Messenger RNA from Schistocerca nitens (vagrant locust), 2646 nucleotides. RefSeq lists its product as uncharacterized. The record is from RefSeq and is a predicted model, not a curated record. The transcript has 9 exons. Bases 767 to 2506 code for a protein of 579 amino acids. NCBI's taxonomy places the organism in Eukaryota, Metazoa, Arthropoda, Insecta, Orthoptera, Acrididae. Gene Ontology annotation, molecular function: oxidoreductase activity, acting on the CH-OH group of donors, NAD or NADP as acceptor.